AUGGAGCAGCCCGGGUUCUUCAAGCGUAACUGGCAAAUCUUGACACCACCACACGGGCCCGUCAAGUCGGAAACUCCACUCAAAUUUGGCAUCCUGGGAGUGGGCAACAUCGCGUUGACGACUCUGAUCCGCCCUGCAAGCCUUCACCCUGAAGUAACCGUCGAGGCUGUUGCUGCUCGGGACAAGACAAAAGCUGAGGAAUUUGCCAAAGAACACGGUAUUCCCAAGGUGUUUGAGAGCUACCUUGACCUAAUCCAGGACCCCUCUAUCGACGCCGUCUACAUCACCCUCUCAAAUGACCUCCAUCUGGAAUGGGCCCUGCGUUCCCUCGCCGCUGGGAAACACGUGCUUCUCGAAAAGCCGUCUGUCUCCAACGCCACCGAAGCCGAGCUGCUUUUCCGCUCCCCCCUGCUCCGGGCCCCAAACGCUCCUGUCCUGCUCGAGGCCUUCCACUACCGCUUUGAGCCCUAUUGGACGGCCUUCCUGGCCCUCCUUGACAAGCCAAACGUCACCCGUGCAAAGGUUACCAUGAACGUUCCCCAAUCCUUCACUGACAAGAAGGAUCUCCAAUUCCGUUAUGAAGUGUCAGGGGGCGCGCUCAUGGACCUGACGUAUUCCAUCUCGCUCCUCAGGGAUAUCUUCGGCGCCGAGCCCUUACAGUGCACGAGCUGCAAGGUGAAGAGGAUGCUUCCGCCGUCCGACGAGCUCUGCGAUUACGGCUACGACGCAACCUGGCUGUUUCCGAACGGAGGUGUAGGGAGGGCUGCGGAGGUCCUAAAAGGCACCAUGGGGUGGACGCUGCGAACCUCGUUGUUUGAGGAGGAAGCUUGGGCUAGUGAGGCGCCAGACGAUCCCGAGCGUGGAGCGCCGAUGGGGCACGCCAGCGUCAUGCACCGGGAAAUGGUGCUGCCGGACGAGAGUCUGCCUGAGGAGCAGGAAAAGGUCAUGACCAGGGAAGUGAGAAUGAGCAAUUACAUCUGGGGAUGCAUCUGGCACCGGAUCGACGUCGACGAUUGGUACAUUGUGCGCAACAAGGCGGAUGGUACGGUGGUCAAGAGGUGGGUGGAGCGGGGGACAAAGAAAGCGUAUACCUUGCGGGAGGCGGGGAUUGACCGGGAUUCGGAGCCGUACUGGAUGUCGUACAAGUACCAGCUCGAUGAGUUCGUCAACCGCGUGCGUGGACGCGAUGGGACGGGCGUCUGGGUCAGUGGCGAGGACAGCAUCAACCAGAUGAAAAUGAUCGAUAUGGCCUACGAGAAGGCGGGGCUGCCAGUGCGGCCGACAACCACUUUCAGGUUGGAUCUGUCAGGGGGUGAUGACUGA
Canariomyces notabilis is the source of this 1323-nucleotide messenger RNA. Its product is annotated as NAD(P)-binding protein. NCBI's taxonomy places the organism in Eukaryota, Fungi, Ascomycota, Sordariomycetes, Sordariales, Chaetomiaceae. Gene Ontology annotation, molecular function: nucleotide binding. The transcript is spliced from 3 exons. Bases 1 to 1323 code for a protein of 440 amino acids. The record is from RefSeq and is a predicted model, not a curated record.